Messenger RNA from Candidozyma pseudohaemuli, 1365 nucleotides. Its product is annotated as C1 family peptidase. The record is from RefSeq and is a predicted model, not a curated record. Gene Ontology annotation, cellular component: cytoplasm. Gene Ontology annotation, biological process: proteolysis; response to toxic substance; L-homocysteine catabolic process. Lineage: Eukaryota; Fungi; Ascomycota; Pichiomycetes; Serinales; Metschnikowiaceae. The coding region runs from base 1 to 1365 and encodes 454 amino acids. The transcript has a single exon. Gene Ontology annotation, molecular function: cysteine-type aminopeptidase activity.
AUGUCUGAUUUUACCAAAUACAACGUUUCUUCAUUGGCGUCUUGGAACGACGCUCUCAACCUGGACUUGAACACCCAGUUGGGUGCUUCGGUGUUGAGAACUUACAACGCCGAGGAGGCCUUGAUCAACCGUGAGGUGUUCAUCAAAAACUCCAACAAGGUUUUCAACACUGGCGUCAAAGUUCAGGGUGCUCCUGUCACCAACCAGAAGGCUAGUGGAAGAUGCUGGCUAUUUGCAAGUGGUAAUGUGUUGAGACUUCCUUUCAUGGAGAAGCACAAUGUCAAGGAAUUCCAAUUCUCCCAGCUGUACUGGUUCUUCUUUGACAAGCUUGAGAAGUGUAACUUCUUUUUGGAGAAGUUUUCUGAAUCAAUUGACUCUACCGCUGAGUUGGACAUCAACUCCCGUCUCAUCCAGCACUUGUUGGACGACCCCACAUGUGAUGGUGGUCAGUUCGAUAUGUUCAUCAACGUGGCUGAGAAAUACGGUAUGAUUCCUCACGAAUUGUACCCUGAUGCUUACUCGGCCACUGCCUCGAGAACUUUGAAUUUCUUGCUUAAGACGAAGUUGAGAGAGUUCGCUCAGCAUUUGAGAAAGGCCAAGAAGGAGGCUCCUGACUCGAUCGCUAAGUUGAAGGAACAGCAGCAAAAAGAGAUCUACAGACUCAUGGUUAUCUUCUUGGGUCAGCCACCACUCCCAGAUCAGGAAUUGGUGUGGGAUUUCAAGGACAAGGAUGACAAUGUCAAGAAGUUGACCUUCACGCCAUUGCUGUUCUACAAGGAUUUGGGCAUCAGCUUGAAAAACUAUGUUUCUUUGUUGAAUGACCCUCGUAACCCAUACGACAAGGUCAUCAACAUUGACAAGUUGGGUAACGUUGUUGGCGGUAAAGAGGUUUCUUACUUGAACAUUGACAUCGAUGAGUUGGCCAAGUACGCCGUCGAGCGUCUUAAGAACAACCAGGCAAUCUUCUUCGGUACCCACACCCCAAUCUACAUGGACAAGAAGAGAGGUAUCAUGGACGAGGAGCUUUAUAACUACAAGCUUAUCGACUUCCAUGCCGAUCAAGACAAGUCCAGCAGAAUUGAGUACAGACAGUCUCUUAUGACCCACGCCAUGGUCUUGACUGCUGUACACUUGGACGAGCAGGGUAACCCUAUCAGAUGGAAGGUUGAGAACUCCUGGGGUAAGGACUCGGGCCAGGACGGUUACUAUUGCAUGGACCACAAGUACUUCAAGGAGUACGUUUACCAGAUUGUGGUAGACAAGUCUGAGUUGCUGGACAAACAUCAAAAAAUCUACGACGAGGCUGCUGAUCCCGUCGUUUUGCCUCCAUGGGAUCCAAUGGGUGCAUUGGCCACUUUCUCUUAG